GUCCACGUCGUCAUCUGUUACCUGUGGCAGAACUCGGUAAUUGCUUGAUGCCCGAGGGUUUAGCGAGUCCCUUGCUCGCAGGCUUGUGGAUGUAGGACGGUGCACGAGAGCAGAUGACGAGGGCACGCUUUGGUCUUUUGUGAGGUCGAAGGGUUUUGCGAUUCGGAGAAAGAUUUGGUGACGGAAGAUUGAAAUGUGCAGAGCUUUGGGUGGGGCGAUGCUUCGGGUGGACAGAGCAUCAGGAUGAGAAAUGACAUAUCAACAAACUAUUCGUCUGUGCAAAAGUGUGGGGUCGGCACUCUCAGCAUCGUCGACGUCUUCAGCCACUAGAAUCAUGGCUCUAGCUGCAGCGCCCAGGGUUCUGGGUUUUGGAGCUUUGAGCCAGAGUUUUACUCUUCCUUCCUGGCGCUCGUACAGGAAAUUACACUUGUCCUCGCUGAGGAGGCAGCCAUUGUUGUAUAGAGAUCGCUGUAAAUUGGCAGAGCUUAGAAACUCCUUUCCUCAUGUCAGGUGCUUCGCGGCCUUGCGAAAGAAUGGUGGGGACAAUUAUUCAGAUGCCAGUGCCGGCAAGAAUGGUCGUGGGCCGCCGAAAGGACAGGCAGCAGUUAGUGAACUCGCAGAAGAUGGAGCUUUGGAUGAGGAACAAGAUACAGGAGAAGGACGUCCUCAAGAUGCCCGCAUUGUGCAAUGGGAAUUGCACCGAGAGGCUUCAGAGUCAUAUUUGGCGUACGCCAUGGCUGUGAUUGUUGGACGUGCAUUACCGGAUGUUCGAGACGGGCUGAAACCUGUUCAUCGUCGCAUCUUGUUUGCUAUGCAUGAAUUGGGUUUGAGCUCUAAGAAGCCUUUUAAGAAAUGUGCUCGAGUUGUAGGAGAGGUUCUUGGUAAAUUCCAUCCUCAUGGAGAUUCAGCAGUUUAUGAUGCCCUCGUCCGGAUGGCACAGAGUUUCUCUUUACGAUCACCCCUUGUAAAUGGCCACGGAAACUUUGGAUCCAUGGAUGCCGACCCUCCUGCAGCUAUGCGUUAUACGGAAUGUCGCCUACAGGCUUUGUCAGAGUCGAUGCUUCUUGCAGACCUCGAGGCAGACACCGUCAAUUACAUACCAAACUUUGACUCCUCACAAGAGGAGCCUGUGGUUUUGCCUGCAAGGCUGCCAAACGUACUUCUCAAUGGAGCAUCAGGAAUCGCCGUUGGAAUGGCAACAAAUAUCCCGCCUCACAAUCUUGGAGAGGUCGUGGAUGCACUUAUAUCUCUCAUUCAGAAUCCGAACGCCACGGUAGAAGAACUCAUGGAACACAUGCCAGGACCUGAUUUCCCCACCGGAGGCCAGAUUCUAGGAACGUCCGGAUUACUGGAGGUUUACAGAACUGGCAGAGGAGGAUUGACUGUUAGAGGAAAGGCUGAAGUUGAAGAACUAGAUAAACGGGGAAGCCGAUCAGCUAUUAUCAUUAGUGAGAUUCCUUAUAAGACCAACAAAGCUGCGCUUGUCGAAAAAAUCGCAGACCUCGUGAAUACCAAGACACUAGAGGGUGUUAGUGACAUCAGGGAUGAGAGUGAUCGUGAUGGAAUGCGAAUCGUGAUAGAGCUGAAGAGAGGAGCAACACCCGCUGUUGUUUUGAAUAAUAUUUAUAAAUAUACUACUCUUCAGUCAAGGUUCAGCUGCAAUAUGGUGGGGAUCGUCAAUGGGGAGCCUAUGACUUUGGGUCUGAAAGAAUUGCUGCAGCAUUUUUUGGAAUUUAGAAUUGAGGUAAUCGAAAGGCGGGCGAAGUACCAUCUUCACCGUGCCCAAGACAGGGAACAUAUAGUAAAGGGAAUUCUUAUAGGGUUAGAUAAUCUUGACAGAGUUGUGACCAUCAUUCGGGGUGCAAAAGAUACCCAUGCUGCAUCGGAGGGGCUGAAGCAGGAGUUCGGAGUUUCACAUUUGCAGGCUGAUGCACUUCUAGGCAUGCCCUUACGAAGACUCACUAGUCUUGAACGGAACAAGCUUGUGGACGAACAAAAAGAGUUAUCCGGUGAAAUUGCUGACUUAGAACAGCUUCUACAAAGUAAACUGCGCGUCUUGCAGGUCAUAGAGAAAGAAGCAUUAGCGUUGAAAAAGGAGUAUGGAACACCUCGUCUGACUUCUAUUGAGCAAGGUGGGGAUGGAGAAAUCAACGAUGUCGAUGUUAUUGCGAACGUAGAAACCUUAGUGACUUUAAGUGAAAAGGGGUACAUCAAGCGAAUGGCCCCCGAUACUUUUACAGCGCAGAAUCGUGGAACCGCCGGCAAAUCUGGAGGAAGGCUGAGGAAUGAUGAUGCAUUAUCAAGAUUCUUUGCGUGUCGAACUCAUGAUUAUGUCCUAUUCUUUAGUGAGCGUGGAGUCGUUUAUUCGAUCCGGGCUUAUCAAAUACCAGAAUGCUCCAGGACUGCUGCUGGAAAUCCUUUGGUUCAGAUACUUCCACUUCCUCCUGGAGAGAGAAUAACUUCAGUCAUGUCUGUUGAUGAGUUCGCUGAGGACCAGUAUCUUGUGAUGCUGACCUCGGCAGGAUACAUCAAACGGACUGCUUUGUCAUUUUUCUCAGCUAUUCGUCCAACUGGAAUUGUGGCAAUUCAACUGGUUCCCGGUGAUGAGCUGCGGUGGGUGCGGAGAGCAGUUGAAGAAGAUGAAGUGGCAAUCAGCUCCGAAGGUGGCAUGCUUGUUAGAGUCUCGUGUGACAAUGACAAGUUACGAGCACGUGGAAGGGCCACGAGAGGGGUUCGAGCAAUGAAGCUCAAGGCCGGUGACAAACUAGCCGCCAUGGACAUCGUGCCUGCUUCUCUCUUGAAGGAAGCCAAAGAAGCCAAAAAGCAAAAAGCGGACGAACCUUGUCUCCUUUUUGUUUCAAAAAAUGGAUAUGGUAAAAGAGUGCCAAUAACUGCUUUUGCCCCAGGUACCUUGGGGCGCAUGGGUGUCAUCGGUUGCAAGUUGAAGAAGGGUGAUUCAGUAGCAUCCUUGUAUGUUUCUGCAGGUUUAUGUGCGGAUGGGCAAGCUGAGGAGGAGAUAGUGGUAGGUAGCCACCAAGGUAUACUAAACAGAUUAAGAGUUCGAGACAUCUCAAUACAGAGCCGGACUGCCAAAGGUGUCAGGAUGAUGCGGCUGGAGGAAGGUGAUGAAGUGAAAUCCGUUUCUUUGUUGACUGGCCAAGAUGACAUGGCCGAGGAAACUACUACUACUACUACUACUACCAAAGAGCCUCUGCCUGUAUAGUUUACAGCCUGCAUGUAGAAUGUCACAAUCUUCCCCAAAAUAUUUUUUACUUCUGUCAAGCUCGUUCUUAUUCAACUGGCAGUAGUGCCUAUUCAAUUACAAAGUUGUAAAGCUACGUCGAUAUUUGGAACAGUGUAUCUGGCUAAUUUGAGCAAUCCACUUCAUCAUCUUCGAGUUUCGAGGACAUGUUCUCCGUCGAAUGUUCACUGAUAUGCUUUCAGAUUGGACAUAUGGCCGUUGGGGAUUGGAGUAAACCAAACCCACACCAGAUGCAUAUUAGUCCAUCGGGAAGGCCAUGUGAUGCUUUUUUUUGCAUGUAAGAUAUUGGUGCCUGAAAGUGAUGGUGAGAUUAGCACCUCCUAAAAGUUCUGUAGCAGAGGAUACUGCCCAGUGAAACUUCGAGAAAUCCAGUAUUUAGAAACACUUCUUGUUCCUGAUUGCGGUC
Molecule: messenger RNA, 3668 nt
Organism: Marchantia polymorpha subsp. ruderalis
Lineage: Eukaryota; Viridiplantae; Streptophyta; Marchantiopsida; Marchantiales; Marchantiaceae
Source: the annotation of a GenBank genome assembly